This is a messenger RNA of Spea bombifrons (plains spadefoot toad), 755 nucleotides long. RefSeq names its product basic leucine zipper ATF-like transcription factor (gene BATF). The transcript is spliced from 4 exons. NCBI's taxonomy places the organism in Eukaryota, Metazoa, Chordata, Amphibia, Anura, Pelobatidae. The coding region runs from base 312 to 659 and encodes 115 amino acids. The record is from RefSeq and is a predicted model, not a curated record. Gene Ontology annotation, molecular function: DNA-binding transcription factor activity, RNA polymerase II-specific; RNA polymerase II cis-regulatory region sequence-specific DNA binding. Gene Ontology annotation, biological process: regulation of transcription by RNA polymerase II. Gene Ontology annotation, cellular component: nucleus.
CCUCUCUCUCUCGGGGUUUUCCUGGGUAUUUCUCGCUCGGUCUGCGCAGCGUUUCGUGUUAAGUUGACAUUUCAGAUGCUUUCGUCUCGUGACUUCCAGUUCAGGUCCACAGAUAGCAAAACCCACACGGGAAAGGUGACGGCGUCAUGGGAGGAGACCGGAGGGAGGUGAGAGGUAAAAGCGGCGACAGAGAGAGACAGACACAGAGGGGAGAGAGAGGCGCCCAGAGAGGACGUGCGGGAGACAGGAGGAGGGCGCCUGGCUGAGAGUUACAGGAGCAGUAAAUAAGGAUAAGUGGUGGAUGGUGGGACAUGCAGCCCGACUCCGACAGCAACGAGCCGCCAUACAGCAGCUCCCCGUCGCCAGGUAACAGACAGGACUCCUCGGAUGAUGUAAAGAGAGUGCAGCGGAGAGAGAAGAACCGACUUGCAGCUCAGAAGAGUCGUCAGAGACAGACACAGAAAGCCGACGCUCUGCACAUUGAGAGCGAGAGUCUGGAGCGACUAAACUGCGCGCUGCGGAGGGAGAUCCGGUUCCUGCGAGAGGAGCUCAAAUACCUGACGAGUGUCCUGAGCUCACAUCAGCCGCUCUGUGUCCUGAGCGCCACCAAGCAGCCUGCCUUCCAGCCACACGUGGUCUCUCCCCGCUUCCACAGCUGAGCCCGUAACACGCGUGGGCCGGACGUUUUGCGCACGCUGCUACUGUGAACGUGUUACAUGGUGAUUUUAUGUAAAUAAAGGCAAGAGACUCACCCA